AAACUAAGUUGAAGAGUAAAUUUCCCAAGAUUAAAAUGUGGCUGGGAAGUCACAAAAGGGCCCCAAGAAAAUCUAAAACGGUGUCUUUAGAAAUCGAACACUUUAGACAUCCUUCGGAUAGUUCCAACAAAAGUUACUCCACCGUUUCAAGUAUAAACAAUUCAAAAAGUCAUUCUUCAUCCUACGAGAAAUUUAAACCCCCGCAACUUAAUUCAAUUAUUAAAACAAAAGAAAGAUCCGAUGAUAACAUAGUUAAGACUAAUAGGGUAAUUAAACCAAAACAUUUUCAAAUCACGAAAUCCGAUGAUAACUUAGUUAAGACUAAUAGAGUAAUUACACCAAAACAUUUUCAAAUCACGAAAUCCGAUGAAGCCGUAAACCAGUCUAAUAAGAUAAUUGAAACCAAACAUUUUAAAAUCAGGUCAAACUUUAAUCCUGUUAAGACCGAAUUUUGGACCUCCCAAAAAGGCAUCCUACCGACAGUAAAAUCAAAACUUACCAAUUCGAUGUUGGGAAGACAGUCUAUAAAAUCUUUUGAAAGUGUGGGAAAAGAGUACAACCAGCCAUCCAUGUCACAAGUGGCCGCUGCCGUUAUCAACCGUUUAUACGAUGGGAAGACAAUAAGUUUGGAUGAAACAAGCUUUCAAAAAAAGGUCGACACCUCUAAAAUACAUAUUAACAGUUUUUUAGGAAAGAUUUCUAAGUUGAGGCCCGCAGAUCAGAUGAACGCAGUGUGGAACGAUUUGCAGGAAACGUACAAAGAGAUGUCGCGUAGUGCUAAAACCCCCGAAGAUGUCCAGAAAUUCAAGAAAAUUUUGAAGUGGCGCUAUAUUCACAACGUGCAGAAGUUAUUGCACCACCAAAUCAAGCAAUUUAAGAUUGAUUUAAACAGCGGCAGGUCAGAAUUAGGGACCAGAAGGUCACAAAUUUUAAAUAGAACAGUCCGUUCUAGCAACUUUAUACCAAAUAGCAAUGACACGUCGGGACUUUUUAAAAAGGUAUCUAGAAUGGACACACCUUCAAAUAAGACUGUUCACGAAAACUUUGUCCGGAUGCAAAUGGAGAUGCUGAGAUCGAGGAUUUUCGACAGGGACGUGUACGGAAUGGAGCGCAUGAUAAUGGGCAGGGAGCUGCCUAUAACUCCAAAAGAUUUCGAGAUCUUCGAGAAAUAUAAAUCUGAUCCUAACCACUAUAACAUCCUCAUAUUAUCCAUAAACAAGUCCCUUUCAGAUGAAAAGUACGAGGAAAAACUGCCAAUGCUGGAGCGAAAUUUCCAAUUUAUCUGCAAUCAAUUGGAGGAAAUUUCUCGACAAAGAAGAAAAGAUAACAUGCUUACUAAACAUGAUUUGCAAAAAGCAGAAGACGAUGUAGUUUCAAAGAUUUCAGGCGAAAGCUUUCUUGAGCGUAUAGACUUUAAUGAAGCAUUCCUGGCUAAAAGGCGAGAGGUGUGGGCAGACUACAUAGCCAAGCAGGCUAAGACGCCCACGGAAAUUCUUUUGGCCGCAGCCCGGAAGCAGAAACGAAAAGCUCAGCUAGCGAAAAAAGCCGAGGAGCGAGAGAAACGGAAUAAGCAAGACCAGCAGGUUCCAAAAAGGAAAAGAUCUCUCACUGCGCUAUACAGAGCUCCGAGAAAAACGCAUCGUGAGCGUCAGGCCAUCAAGGAAAUCAAGGAGGAGAUGGAGGAGAUUGAGGUCAGGAAAUCAAAGCGCUCGGUGACUUGUUCGUGUUGUCGGCGAUGCAGCAGGUCCGGAGUGGUCUGGACUCAGAAGUGCUCCGAAGACAACACCGAGGAAUCACACAUUUGCCCUGUUUUAAACUAUGAUAGUUGUUCUUAAAGUUUUGUACGAAUCUCAUUGGAAAAUCACAUUAGGAAUCUUAAUUUGAUUUUGCCAUGCGAUUCUUAUAAACUUACCUAAAAACUAAAAUAGGAAUAUUGACUUUUAUAAUAAACCGAAAAAUUGUUCAUGACAUUUCAUUGCCGA
Drosophila rhopaloa is the source of this 1982-nucleotide messenger RNA. RefSeq lists its product as uncharacterized. The coding region runs from base 36 to 1835 and encodes 599 amino acids. The transcript has a single exon. The record is from RefSeq and is a predicted model, not a curated record. Lineage: Eukaryota; Metazoa; Arthropoda; Insecta; Diptera; Drosophilidae.